AUGGUUGCUUGGGGGCCUGCCUGCAAAAGAGAUCGGGGAAAGGAUGGCGAACUUGGGUACGAGAAACGACUCGGACAGGACACCGAGAAAACAUCCUCCGCUCAACUCAAGGUGAUCAUCCCGGAUAUUAAAUCAAAGGAUCUUGGUUUGGGUGGCUGACAUGUCUUUCUGUUUCCUUCCUCCUUCGUCCCUUGUGCAGAUCCUCGUUCAGGUCGACGAUCUUUCAUCGGCGCUGGUGUACACCCUCGGCAAUCACCAACGACGCCAACCCCGGCCGAACGUUCGACGUCCAGCCCCUUUCAUUCGUGCGUUGGCGCAUCAAGAAGUCUUUCGGCAGCGCAACACGGCCACGCUCGCAUCCGAAAGUGAGUGAGUGCUCCAAGUUUGCACACAAAGGUUUCUCAUCUCAAGACUGACCAUCAGUUCCCUCGCCCUGUCUUUAUUUCCGCCAGUAUUUGCCACGCGCGAUAUCAAAUUGCAAGCACUCUGCCGUUCUUCAAGAGAGAAGCCCAUCCGCUGUUGCAAAUCCUAGCAAUUGGCGUCAUUCGGAAGCGGAAAGCGUGACCUCGAGCACCAGUCGGCGGAAACCUUGCUCGCAAUGUCGAGACGGAAAGUUGAAGUUUGAUCUAGGUAAUGCAUGCUCGAAGUAG
Microbotryum saponariae is the source of this 650-nucleotide messenger RNA. Lineage: Eukaryota; Fungi; Basidiomycota; Microbotryomycetes; Microbotryales; Microbotryaceae. The record is from the annotation of a GenBank genome assembly.